AAGGCGACUACCUAGUCGGCUACUCCCUCACUCCCUCCCAAAUUGCGGCGAAUUGGUGAACGAGUUGAGGUGCUGCGGAAGAGUGACGACCGGAAGCAGGCCGUGGAGUGAUAACUGGAAGCACAAGACCCUAAUCCCCAAUUCCAAUUUUUACCCUUCUGUGAAGAGACGUCGACCCCGCAGUCCCUCCCAAAAUUCGUGCGUAGUUACCGCGGACUGGCGGACGAGCUGAGGUGCGGCGGUGGAGUGACGACCGGAAGCAGGCGGUGGCGGACCAACUCCAACAACCAAAAUGACACCUGAAAUUUAAUUAGCGAGAAAAGUCAAAGCUCCGGCCUUGCUUUAUCUUCUUCCUCUCGUCGCAAGCGGAGGUAGGUGGCUUGCACGGCACUUCCUUUAUCAUCUCUAAUAGUAUUUAUUUAGGGUGCAUAAAUGGGUUGCAAGACCGUGAUCAAGUGGCCUAAGCAAAUCACAGCAUGCCUGGUUGAGCAGUUAAUUAAAGCGGAAAAAGACAUACAGAAAGCUAUUCUAAUAUUUGAUGCUGCAACAGCAGAGUAUACUAAUGGCUUCAGGCAUGAUAAUGGCACCUUUGGUAUCAUAAUCUCAAGAUUGCUUUCUGCCAACCGGUUUAAGUCAGCUGAGGAUAUGCUUGCUAGAAUGAAGGAGGAGAAUUGUAUGAUUACAGAGGACGUCUUCCUCUCUAUGUGUAGAGCCUAUGGACGGGUUCACAAGCCACUUGAUGUGGUCAGGAUCUUCCAAAAGAUGAAGGAUUACGAUUGUGAACCUACCCAGAAGUCUUAUAUUACAGUUUUCUCUAUUCUUGUGAACGAAAACCGGUUGAAAACAGCUUUUAAGUUUUACCGUUACAUGAGGGAAAAAGGUAUCCCUCCUAGCACUGCUUCGCUCAAUAUUCUCAUUAAAGCGCUUUGCAAGAAUGACAAAACAAUGGAUGCCGCUUUUAAUAUAUUUCGUGAGAUGCCUAAACAUGGAUGUAAUCCGGAUCCAUACACGUAUGGUACUAUCAUUAAUGGGCUUUGUAAAUUGGGGAGGAUUCUUGAAGCAAAAGAACUUUUCAGGGAGAUGGAAGCAAAAGGUUGUUUACCAACUGUUAUCACCUAUACUGCUUUGAUUCAUGGUCUUUGUCUCUGUAAUGACUUGGAUGGAGCCACAGGAUUGCUUGAGGAUAUGAAAAUCAAACUUGUUGAGCCCAACGUGUUUACUUACAGCUGUCUUAUGGACGGUCUUUGCAAGAGUGGACGUUCUUUACAAGCCAUGGAGCUAUUGGAGAUGAUGAUUAGUGAACGUAAGGUUCCAAAUAUUAUAACUUACAGCACCUUAAUUCAUGGACUAUGUAGAGAAGGUAAACUUCGUGAAGCAUUGGAGAUUUUUGAUAAAAUUAAGCUUCAGGGGUUACAACCUGACGCAGGGUUGUACUGGAAAAUUAUCAGUCUAUUUUGUGAGAUUAACAAGUUCCAGGAAGCCGCUAAUUACCUUGAUGAGAUGGUUCUUAGUGGGGUCCUCCCCAAUCGGGUAACUUGGAGCCUUCAUGUUAAGAUUCAUAACACAGUAGUCCAAGGACUUUGUGUUGGAAAUGAUCCAAAUCGUGCUUUCCAAUUAUAUCUAAGCAUAAGAACUCGAGGAAUUUCAGUCGAGGCGGAGACAUUCGAACUUCUUGUUGAUCACUUUUGCAAGAAAGGAGACCUGCACAAAUCUGCUCGUAUUAUCGAGGAGAUGGUGAUUGAUGGAUGCAUACCUGGAACAGGAACAUGGACUGCUGUACUGGAUGCGUUUUGGGACAGACGAAAGGCGAAGGAAGCUACUGAGUUGGCAUUCUCCGAGCUGAUGGCUAAACUUGUGGAGUGUAAAACCCCGAGCCUAGUUGAACAUUGAGGUAUGUCAUAAAUUACACUUUUGAAGAAAAAUGUAAUACUUUUACAUUUGAAUGAAAAAGUAUUACUCGUUA
Ipomoea triloba (trilobed morning glory) is the source of this 1963-nucleotide messenger RNA. RefSeq names its product pentatricopeptide repeat-containing protein At5g46100. Gene Ontology annotation, molecular function: protein binding. The coding region runs from base 433 to 1890 and encodes 485 amino acids. The transcript has 3 exons. NCBI's taxonomy places the organism in Eukaryota, Viridiplantae, Streptophyta, Magnoliopsida, Solanales, Convolvulaceae. The record is from RefSeq and is a predicted model, not a curated record.